This is a messenger RNA of Epithele typhae, 1641 nucleotides long. Its product is annotated as peptide N-acetyl-beta-D-glucosaminyl asparaginase amidase A-domain-containing protein. The coding region runs from base 1 to 1641 and encodes 546 amino acids. The transcript has 10 exons. The record is from RefSeq and is a predicted model, not a curated record. Lineage: Eukaryota; Fungi; Basidiomycota; Agaricomycetes; Polyporales; Epitheliaceae.
AUGACGAACGACGACACUGUCGCGCCUCUAGUUGACAUGCAGCUAUAUGCACCCCCGGUGGUUCCGCUUGGUGGGACGAACUGCGAGGUGCAGCUUCUGCGGCACGACUUCGGUGACGGCAGCUACAACAACCCUGCCGUCGUCAGCUACACCCCACCCAAGUCAAGAGAUUGCGGCGAGGCAGGGCAGUGGGCUGUCAUCACCCUCAACAUGACAGUGUACUCAAACGGUACUCAGUACGAUCGUCUGAGCUCACUUUACCUGUCGCACGUUGAGAUCUGGCGGCACUCGAGUGCAGAACCCACGAAAACCGGCACGAUCUGGACCGUCAAGGAUGUCACACACUACAGCGCGCUCUUCGCGGAGCCCGGCAACCUGCUCAUGGACUUUAGCAACAUCAUCUCGGCGGAUCUCCUGUUGGACGGGGUCUUCCAUGUCACCCUUACAGGAACCUUCUACGCCCCGACGCGUGCCUUCCCCAAGCCCACCGUCGCCGACCUGGUGCUACCGAUCAGCAACCUCUCGCCGAACCAAUCUAACUUCUUCACCGUCGCGGAUAACCUCGGCGGCACUGCGAGCGUGACGGUUCCGCGCACCACGCAGCAGGCCAUACUCGAGGCGCUCGUCGACGGCCAGCUCUCGGGUGUCGUGUGGCCGCACGCGGUCAUCUACACCGGUGGGAUAACGCCGACGAACUGGCGGCCAAUUACCGCCUUCGGGGCGUACGACCAGCCGACGUAUUUCAUCGACGUCACUCCAUUCCUCCCGCUCCUCGCGGACGGCGCCCCGCACAACAUCACGUUGCGCGUGCUCGGGCAGGGCGAGGACCCGACCAUCAACUCGAACUGGUUCGUGUCCGGGUCGCUGCACGUGUGGGUCGGGAAGAAGAACGUGUCGGGCACAAUGACGCGGUACGAGAUCGACGACGCGCCGGCGUCGAGGACGAGCGGGCGCGCAUCUGCGGACAACGCGACCGUGUACACGUCUGUCGUGGCGAACCGCACGGUUCUCAUCGAGUCCGUAUUGUAUAGAGAUAAGGGCCGGCAGGUAGUCCGCUUCGAGCAGCACCUCGCCUACUCGAACGACCAGAAAUAUGAAGACGACGGUUGGGUCCAGUGGGGCACGCAGCUCACCGAGGGCACUACGCUCUCCACGCACGGCUCCAGUGUCGUGCUGCGGGACGCGUUCUCGUAUCCGCUCUCCGUGUUCUCGAACUACUCGCAAUACGAGCUGGAAUACGGCGGAUACGGCUCCGCGAUCAACCAGACGUACGCCCGCGCGCUCCGCACGCCCGCCUUCGCGCACGCCUCGCGCACGACGCUCUCCGUGCAGCACGCCCGCGGCACCGUCGGCAUGGACGCCUGGCCGGGGCUCCGCCACGCGAUCAACGGCACGGGCGCGACCGCGCAGCGGCUCGCGUUCGCCGCGGGCUCGGGCGAGGCGUACUUCCGCGCGAGCGCGGCCGCCGACGACGCGUGGACGCGCGACGCGGUGUGGGGCACGCCGGAGCUCGUCGCCGCCGCGCCGCGGGUGCCCGAGGCGCAGAUCAAGCCCGGGGGAGGCCCGGGCUUCCGCCGUGAUCUCGCGGUGGGGGCGGUCCUUGGGCAUGCGCCGCGCGUGGGGGGUAGAAGGGGGGUGUGA